Molecule: messenger RNA, 780 nt
Organism: Hydractinia symbiolongicarpus
Lineage: Eukaryota; Metazoa; Cnidaria; Hydrozoa; Anthoathecata; Hydractiniidae
Product: prenylated Rab acceptor protein 1-like
Exons: 4
Coding region: 46-627 (193 amino acids)
Cellular component (GO): Golgi apparatus
Source: RefSeq, a predicted model, not a curated record
UUAAAAAAACCAACACGGCAAACAGAUAAACAAAUUUUCUUAAAAAUGGCGACGAAUCUCAGCCUGAGCGACAUUUCUGGGAAUAUAGAAAAUACUCUUUCCACAGCAUCCUUAUCAACAGAUGAUAGGACAAGACUACAGACAAUGAAACAAUGGUUUUCUGCUAGAAGAUCAGAAGUGAGACCAUGGGGAGAAUUCUUUAAUGCAAAAAGGUUUUCAAAACCUUCUAGUGCUGCUGAUAUCAGCAAACGUGUCUUUGCAAAUAUUAAACUUUACCAAGCAAAUUAUUUUGCAAUUUUUGUUUUAUUGGCCAUUUAUUGCAUAAUAACCUCACCACUUUUACUCAUUGGUUUGUCAACAUCAAUGGGUGGAUGUUAUUAUAUAUCAACAAGAGGAAAGGGACAACCCAUCAAACUUUUAGGUAGAGAAAUGUCCACAACAGAACAAUAUGGCUUGGUAUUUUUGAUCUCAUUGCCCCUCCUGUUCCUUGCAUCAGCAGGCUCCACAAUUUUCUGGAUAAUAGGUGCCUCAAUAUUUGUUGUCAUGGUGCAUGCGUCAAUGUUAGCAGUCAAUUCGUCCAUUGAAGGCAUGUCUGACAUACAGAUGCAAGGAAUCGAAGUACAAUAACUAGCGCAUGGUUAUAACUUAUUCUCUUCAAAUAUAAUAAUUUGAAUUUUUUUUGUAGUAAGAUUUAGUUUGGGUAAAAUAAUUGUAAUAUUUAUUAGUCAUUUAUAUAUUUGUGCAAAGGACACUCAAAGUAAAUAUAUAAGUUUUCUUUUC